This is a messenger RNA of Carassius auratus (goldfish), 2823 nucleotides long. RefSeq names its product solute carrier family 27 member 6 (gene slc27a6). Gene Ontology annotation, biological process: long-chain fatty acid import into cell; long-chain fatty acid metabolic process. Gene Ontology annotation, cellular component: endoplasmic reticulum membrane; plasma membrane. Lineage: Eukaryota; Metazoa; Chordata; Actinopteri; Cypriniformes; Cyprinidae. The record is from RefSeq and is a predicted model, not a curated record. The transcript has 10 exons. The coding region runs from base 98 to 1954 and encodes 618 amino acids. Gene Ontology annotation, molecular function: long-chain fatty acid transmembrane transporter activity; long-chain fatty acid-CoA ligase activity.
CAACAACAGUCACGUGACACGCGGAAGGUUGCAUAAAUCAGGAUGACAGCGCUGUAACUCCCGUCAAACAGCGACGGUAACGGUUAGCCAGUCCGAGAUGUGGUCGUGGAUCGCGGCGCUGCUGGCGGGGGUCCUCUCCGCGCUCCUCGCGCAGCGCCUCUGGUUCCCGCUCUUCUGGAGAGACGCGCUGUUUCUGACGCGAGUCCUCCGCUACGGAGCGCGUCUGGAGCUCUACAAGCGGACCUCGCGGGUCGUGACGGUCGUGGACAGGUUUGUUCAGCAAGCCCAGCGGAUCCCCGACAAACCCUUUCUGAUUCACGAGGGAGUGACGUACACGUACGGAGAGCUCGAGGAGCGCAGCAACAGAGUCGCGCGCGUGUUCGAGGACGCGCUGAAGGAGGGAGACACGGUGGCGCUCCUGAUGAACAACGAGCCCGACUUCCUGUCAGUGUGGUUCGGCUUGAGUAAGUUGGGCUGCGCGGUGGCGUUCCUCAACACGAACACCAGGUCCAGAUCCCUGCUGCACUGCUUCCGCUGCUGCGGGGCCGAGCUGCUGGUGCUGGGAGCAGACCUGCUGGAGACGCUGGAGGACGUUCUGCCCAGUCUGCAGCAGGACGGGAUCAGUGUGUGGUGUGUGAGCAGGGACAGUCCUCGUCCUGGAGUGAGCAGUCUGCUGGAUCAGAUGGAGAAGGUCUCGCCGGAGCCCGUCCCAGCCCAGCGCCGCUCCGUCCGCUGCCUCCGGACCACCACGCUCUACAUCUUCACCUCGGGGACCACCGGGCUGCCCAAAGCUGCGGUCAUCACACAUCUACAGGCUCUGAAGGCAGCAGGAGGGUUCUGGGUGUACGGAGCCACAGGAAGUGAUGUCAUCUACACGCCGCUUCCCCUGUAUCACAGCGCUGCUUCACUUGUAGGCAUCGGAGGAACCAUUGAACUGGGUGCCACCUGUGUCCUGAAGAAGAAGUUCUCCGCCUCUCAGUUCUGGCCGGACUGCAGGAAACACAACGUCACCAUAUUUCAGUACAUCGGAGAGCUGUGCCGAUAUCUGUGCAACCAGCCCAGGGGCGAGCAGGAGCAGGAUCACAGCGUGCACAUGGCUGUUGGGAACGGUCUCCGUCAGGACGUAUGGAGGGAGUUCCUCCGGCGCUUCGGGGACAUCCGCAUGUGUGAGAUCUACGGCUCCACUGAGGGAAACCUGUGCUUCAUGAACCACAUCGGCAGGAUCGGAGCCGUCGGACGCUCCAACUUCUUCUACAAGCUGAUUUUCAAGUAUGAUCUGGUGAAGUAUGACCUGGUCAGAGAAGAGCCUGUGAGGGACCACAGUGGAUUCUGCCAGCAUGUUCAGAAAGGUGAAACAGGCCUGCUGCUGUCUCAGAUCUGCAGUCAGAGUCCGUUCUUCGGUUACGCUGGCAGCAAACAGCUGACGGAGAAGAAGAUCCUGAGAGACGUGUUUGUGAAAGGAGACGCUUACUUCAACACUGGAGACCUGAUGGCUGAGGACGAGGACCACUUCAUCUGCUUCAAAGACCGAGUGGGAGACACCUUCAGAUGGAAGGGGGAGAAUGUGGCCACCACUGAGGUGACGGAGGUCCUGGGACUGGUGGACUUCAUUCAGGAAGCCAGUGUGUAUGGAGUCCAGGUGCCAGGAAAUGAGGGCCGAGCCGGAAUGGCUGCAGUGAUUGUGAGGCCUGAGUGCAGCUUUGAUGGGAGGAAACUGUUCAGCCACGUCCUCCGAGAACUGCCACCAUACGCUCGACCGCUCUUCAUCAGACUGCAGGAGGCUCUGGAGAUGACCAGCACCUUCAAGCAGCAGAAGUUUGCUCUGGUGGAGAGCGGGUUCGAUCCCUGCAGCAUCAGAGAGCCGCUCUUCUUCCUGGACUACACCCAGAAGAGCUACGUUCCCCUGACCAGCUCCAUGUAUGACCUCAUCGUGAGCGGUCACCAGAAGGUCUAGUCCAGAACUUAGAGAAGUGAUGUAGCUGUCACACACUGAAGGACACGCUGUAUAUUUGAUCAGAGUCAGCUGUGAAUUAUUGAUCAGGUACGUCUUUCAGAGCUGCAGACCAUGUCCUUUAGUGAAUCCAGAGUUAGUGCACACGAGAGAGGGGAAUGUGAUCUGCUGGAGAGGGAUUUAUGAGGGUGAAGGAAACCGUCUGUACAGACACAUCUGCUCUGUUUUAAACUCUUGUUGCUCCGGUGCCCCUGCUUUAACUUCCUGUAACACAACUCAAUGAGUAAACUGAGGAAGCACAUUCAGACCAAUCCAGACUGGUGAUCAUGGAAGAUCUUCUGCUGAUGGAUGGAGCCAGUCUCUGUUCAGACAUCACACCUGAGUGUUUGUGUGGAUCUGAACGAUUUCAAUCUGUGUCUUAAACCCUCGGUCUCGUUAGAAUGGUGUAAUACACACACACACACGUGCACUUUGAUUAUCUGGCGUCUGACUGUGACUCAAACUGCAUCUUUUGCUUUAGUUCUGAAAAUCAUAGAAAGUGAAGGCUUGCUUACUUUGACCUUUGGUUGAUUAUUUAUUUUUUUAGCACUAUUGAGAUUCACUGUGAAUUUAAAACUUCACUUUUUCAUUUAAGCAAGUGAAAAAUGAUUAGUUUUUAUUAUUAUUAUUAUUAUGUACCUAAUGAUGUAAUAAUAAACGAGAGGUUUGUUUUCACGAUGUUUGUAUGGAGUGAAGCAUGUAAUAUCCUGGACGGACAGACGUGUGACGCUUUCUUCAGGUCCUGAGGAUAAAACACAUCAUAACCUCGGUGUCUGUAACUAACAACGACUCUCUGUUUGAUAGAUCUUCAUAAUAAAAUUGAUAAUAAUGUA